Molecule: messenger RNA, 1165 nt
Organism: Ruditapes philippinarum (Manila clam)
Lineage: Eukaryota; Metazoa; Mollusca; Bivalvia; Venerida; Veneridae
Exons: 6
Coding region: 1-963 (320 amino acids)
Biological process (GO): establishment or maintenance of epithelial cell apical/basal polarity; heterophilic cell-cell adhesion
Cellular component (GO): protein-containing complex; plasma membrane
Molecular function (GO): calcium ion binding
Source: RefSeq, a predicted model, not a curated record
AUGAGUCCAAAGUCUCAGGUUUACGUGUUGUUUUCAACCUAUAUCAAAACAACAGAAGGCGUUGUGUUGAGCUGUGUUGAACAUUCUGAUUGUCCUCCCGGAGGCGCAUGUUUGCUUCCGGAUGUAAAGCAACCUGCCUCAAAAAAAUGUUACCCUUAUAUUGAUGAUUGUGCUAGUUCACCAUGUUUGAAUGGAGGGACAUGUAAUGACGGGAUCAAUUACUACAGUUGCACAUGUUUGCCUGGGUUUAGUGGAGAGAACUGUGAAAUAGCGUUCAGCGGUUGUGAUGAUUUGCAACCCGAGGACAGAGUAAAUGGGGAAUAUGUAAUCUACAAUAGCCAAGACGAGCCAUACAAAGUGUACUGCGAAUUCCACGCAAGUUAUGGCUACACGUUUAUAUCAAAAGAAGAUGUUGGGAAGGCUGACCUGAACCGCCUUCGGUCAUAUUAUACUGAAGUGUUGGUAAGAAAUUUGCGUUCAAAUGGGGAUCAGUAUGAUACUACAAUGGAACAGAUCAGUACUUAUUCUUCAUUGAAUAUAAGUAUCCAGUACAAUGCUAAUAUUGAUUAUAACACUCCAAUCAACAGUGCAACAUGGGGCUCUUAUUUGUAUGUUGGCUUCUUACCUAUAUCCAUCGCAGCAAGUCGAUCUACACAGGGAUACCGAGCAAACGGUAACGACUUCACGUUCAAAAAUUGUGAUAAGAAUCCAAAUAGCUACUUAGCUCUCUUUGUCAACCCAAACAAUAACGCUCCUCAUGGAAAAUACAGGAAUUGCUGCUACAAACCAUUGAUGAGAAAUUGGAUUGAAGAUGUUGCUACCCAGGCUCCAAAUUAUAUUCCUGAUAAUUACUUCUACCAGUUUGAGAUGCACAUGGGAGGCUGUGGUGGAUAUGCAAUCAAUGGCUACAACACUUUGGAUGACAUUCUUGGUGCAGCGUUAGGUUUCCGCUUUGAUAUCUAGAAGGACUCAAUUAUUGAUAAUGUAAAGAGAACAUAUAAGGCUGAAGAAAUUCUUUGUACGAUUUCAUGCGUUUAAGUACAUUUUUCAAAUGUUUAUAUAUAUUUAUUAUGCCCAUAUAUGUUUGUCCCCCCUUUUGAUGGUUAUACCCUAAUUACUAGGACAAAUAACAUGUUGUACAAAGUUGGGAACAUGUGUGUCUAUA